AGGGAGAGAGCGAGGGAGAGGGGGAGAGAGAGAGAGAGAGAGAGAGAGAGAGAGAGAGACGGGAGGAGGGGAUAAGAAAAUUAAGCUCUUUAAGUCAAUGCAUAUUGUGGUGCCACUAGCACAGGAGCCCUCACGGUGGAGUCGGCCAGGGCUGUGCGUUCCCAAAAUAUGACCAGGGGUGCUUGGAUGUGUCGACAAUAUGACGACGGCUUAAAAAUCUGGUUUGCAGCAGCUCGGGAGAACGAGAAACCUUUCACCGAUUCGGAGAGGGCUCAGAAAUGGCGACUGUCUCUGGCAUCUCUGUUGUUUUUCACAGUCCUGCUUUCUGAUCACUUGUGGUUCUGCGCCGAGGCGAAACUGACCAGGACCCGAGACAAGGAGCAUCAUCAUCAGCAGCAGCAGCAGCAGCGGCAGCAGCAGCAGCAGCAGCAACAGCAGCAGCAGCAGCAACAGAGGCAGCAACAGCAGCAGCAGCAGCAGCAGCAGCGGCAGCAGCAGCGGCAGCAGCAGCGGCAGCAGCAAUCACAGCAGCAGAAUCCCUCUUGGACAUCGCUACUUACUAGCAUGGGGGAGUCCUCUUCUGCCGCACAGGCACACAGACUCCUCUCCUCCUCCUCCUCCUCCUCCUCUUCUUCUUCUUCCUCCCCCUCUUCCCCUUCCUCCUCCUCUUCCUCCUCCUCCUCCUCCUCCUCCUCCUCUUCCCCUACUCUCCCUCCCUCCCCCAGCAGCAGAAGCAGCAGCAGCAGAGGCAAAUAUUCUAAUACCAAGGCUAUUUUUCUAGGAAACUCUACCAAACCUUUGUGGCGCCUGGCGACGUGCCACGCUCAGAACUCCUCAUCCGGCCAGUGUUACAGCGUGGACGAUGCGGGCUCCGUGUGCGAGAGGAUCUGGAGUCGGAGAGUCGAGAAGCAGCCGCUGCUGCAGCAGCAGAUGCAGCACAUGCAGCGGAUGCAGCAGCAGCAAGUGACAGGGAGUCCCACAUCUCCUCGCUGGAACCUGUCGGAUUUUUACCUUUCCUUUUGUAAUUCCUAUACACUCUGGGAGUUGUUCACCGGGUUGCCCGAUCCGGACACUUUGAACUGCAGUCUGGAUGUCGUGAUGGAAGAGGGAGGGGGGAAAGAGAGCUGUAAACAGUGCGUCCAGGCGUAUCAGCGCUACGACCACCACGCUCAGGAGAAAUAUGAAGAGUUUGAGAUGAUGCUCCAGAAAUAUUUGCAAUCGGAUGAGUAUUCGGUAAAGUCGUGUCCCGAGGACUGUAAGACUGUCUACAAAGCCUGGCUCUGCUCCCAGUAUUUUGAAGUCACACAGUUUCACUGCAGGAAGAGAAUUCCUUGCAAGCAAUACUGUUUGGAGGUUCAGACACGGUGUCCAUUUAUAUUACCAGACAAUGAUGAUGUCAUCUAUGGAGGACUAUCAAGUUUCAUCUGUACAGGGCUCUACGAAAACUAUCCAGUCAAUGCAGAACCAGAAUGCUGUGAUGUCAGAUGGGAACUAUUACCAGAUAACCAAUCCAAAGGGACUAUAAAAACAAGUGACUCGUGUCACAGGACAUCGCUCACAGUUUCAUCAGCAUCAAGACUGUGCAACAGCAGACUCAAACUGUGCGUUCUUGUAUUAAUUCUCUUACAUACAGUACUUACAGUGUCAGCAACACAGAAUUCGACGGGACUGGACUUUGGAGGCAUAACAACAUUGGAGGAUAACACAACCAAUGAGGAAUAAGCAAAAGGACACACAUCAUAUGAUAGACACUCAGGCCCAAAUGAAUCAAGUUACUGAAAUCAGUGAAACAGAAACUGGGUCCUUUUACCCUCGAAUCACUUCUCGCAAGAAAUCUAGGGUGAAAUUGAAAUGAUGGGCCACUAUCCAUACAACAAGGACACAAACACAGCUUUUUAUUGACUAAAAUGCUGUAUGGUGACUUAAAUUUCUCACACCAUUUUAUACACUGUGUUUUAAUGUUUGGAGUUUUUUUUUUUCAUUUGGUUUUUGCACUUGGUAAUACAGGAUUUAAUUUCUUGGGAUGGUUUCUCAAAGCUAAAAGUCUUUUCACUGUCUAGAUAUUUCUAGUCAUUGUGUGUGUUCAUCUGAUAGUCCUGUCUUCUGUCCUGUCGGUUUCUAUUAGACUCCAUGCUAUGACUCCAUGGCAUAGCUGAAAAAAAAAAAUAAAAUAAAAACCCUAACU
Molecule: messenger RNA, 2185 nt
Organism: Tachyglossus aculeatus (Australian echidna)
Lineage: Eukaryota; Metazoa; Chordata; Mammalia; Monotremata; Tachyglossidae
Gene: NALF1
Product: family with sequence similarity 155 member A
Exons: 3
Coding region: 169-1722 (517 amino acids)
Biological process (GO): calcium ion import across plasma membrane
Cellular component (GO): plasma membrane
Molecular function (GO): stretch-activated, monoatomic cation-selective, calcium channel activity
Source: RefSeq, a predicted model, not a curated record